Molecule: messenger RNA, 690 nt
Organism: Sphenostylis stenocarpa
Lineage: Eukaryota; Viridiplantae; Streptophyta; Magnoliopsida; Fabales; Fabaceae
Source: the annotation of a GenBank genome assembly
AUGGGUUCUGAUUCCAAUUUGGGAGGGUCACCCUCAGCAUCCUCGCCCAGUGCCAAGCGCACCAGAGAUCCCGAAGAGGAAGUUUACCUUGACAACCUUCGCUCUCACAAACGAUACCUAAGCGAGAUAAUGGCAUCCAGUCUCAAUGGAUUGACUGUUGGGGACUCAAUUCCUGAUAAUCUCAUGGAAUCUCCAGCAAGGUCUGAAAGCAUGUUCUCUUUCAGAGAUGAUAUGUCUUUACAAUAUUCACCUAUGUCAGAAGAUUCAGAUGACUUGAGGUUUUGUGAGACCCCAGUGCACAGUUGCUCAUCCCAGCCCGACAGUCUUCCCAGUAGUCCAGUUUCUCCACACAGGUACCAAAGACCGCAGAAUGUAUUAUCUUCGGCACCUUCUUCAAGUUCAAAUGCUUCACAUGGCUCCACAGUUUCCACUGCUACUUGCCCCACCCAGCCUCGUCAACGAGGGUCAGAUUCUGAAGGGCGUUUCCCAUCAUCGCCAAGUGAUAUAUGCCACUCAGCUGACCUGAGAAGAGCUGCACUUCUAAGAUCUGUGCAGAUGAGAACACAACCUUCUGGCGCUGCAUCUUUGGACCUGCCUUUUGGUUCUAACCAAGACCCUGCUCCUAACAUAGAUACGGAGGAAAGAUCAUGCUCAUAUAUGAAAUCUCUAGUUGACGAGAGAGAGUAUUGA